AUCGCGUGUAGUGCAGUACGUCGGCAGCAUGAUCCAGUCGCGCUUCAAGAAGUUGUUCGACACAAGAAAAGAUUAAAAUAUUAAAGAAUAUGUGUGCGGGAUGUGCGGUCGGUGUAUUAUCAAUUUAGCAAAAAGAAACAUUCCUUAUAGUUUGAAAAAUUUCAGAUAAAAAUGCAAUUUGCAAAACACACGCUGCUCUUUUGUUGUUUGGUUUUAUGGGAGAAUAUUGAGGCUGUAGUAAAUAACGAAAAUGCGGCACUGAAAAGUUUUGUUAAAAAUUAUAACCGACACAAGGCCGAUAUCAGCAUACAUAAAGUUUCUUUUACUCAGAAGGGAUACAUUCAGUUUUUGAGGUACAUUAGCGACGUGCCGCCCCUCAGCGACUACACUUUCUGUAUAUGGGUCAGAAGUAACAACCUCACGUACUCCCAUCCUAUUCUGUCAUAUUCGAAACACGAAGAGGAACGCUUAAUUCGAGUUUGGAUCUCACCUCACGGAACCGACAUAAAUUUGGAAAUCCUCGAGUACCCCAUCUUUAAAAUACCCAUAAAAUUCGUGGAGAAUCACUGGUACCACAUCUGCCAAUCGUGGUCCUCAUCUCAAGCGCUAUACAAUUUAUACUUCAAUGGAAAGUUAAAAUCCACGGGCUUUGCGCCUCAGCUACGAGGAAUAAAAAUCAAGGGCGGCGGUGACAUCGUUGUGGGACAGGAGUACACCGAUUUCGAUAAGGGACUUGACGACGGCAUCGAAGGGGACGUUUUCGGCUUCAACUUCGUCCUAUCGCCGACGUCGUAUUCCGACUUCCCCUCACGCCGCCAUUACGCCAUUAGCAACGAGGAGAUACGUCAACCGUCAACUUAUCCCCAUCGUUCAGCUGUCGAUGUCCCAGACGUAUUUAGUUACUUUUCGGUUCAACCGAACCGAAAACCGAAAAGUUUCUCGGAUAUCUUCGACAAUAUGUUCGGUUUGGUUGAUGCUCCCGCUAUACGAAUGCAACCCAACAGGAGAAUCCAUUUAGGGUCGAGGAUAAUUAACGACAUUGAAAGUUUUACGCCAAAGCCAACGGGACUAAAAUUGGUGGAACUGAGUUAUAUUUGUUUUUUGGGGAAAGGAGCUCCGGUCAGCGGAAAGGAUGUUCUGAUUAGUUGGACGAAGACGCCGGUGAGGGUGUUCGGGGGCGCCAUAUUGAAGAACGUACCGCCAUUUUGCACGUGAUCAUAUAUGUAGUAUUCUAAUCAAGCUUUCACUAAUUUAUUUUACAUAAAAUAGAUUUUCAACACAAAAAAUGAAAAAGUGCCUGAAAACAGUCGUUGCCAACAUAGAUGUAGACACUAGUAUUUAAGUAGUAGAUGUGUGUAUAUAGUUGUUUUUGUUAUUGUCAUAUAAUAAAUAAAUGCGUUUUUCCCUA
Messenger RNA from Zophobas morio, 1408 nucleotides. RefSeq lists its product as uncharacterized. The transcript has 5 exons. The record is from RefSeq and is a predicted model, not a curated record. The coding region runs from base 172 to 1215 and encodes 347 amino acids. Lineage: Eukaryota; Metazoa; Arthropoda; Insecta; Coleoptera; Tenebrionidae.